Messenger RNA from Vigna angularis (adzuki bean), 1005 nucleotides. Its product is annotated as F-box/kelch-repeat protein At3g23880-like. Gene Ontology annotation, molecular function: protein binding. The coding region runs from base 1 to 1005 and encodes 334 amino acids. The transcript is spliced from 2 exons. The record is from RefSeq and is a predicted model, not a curated record. Lineage: Eukaryota; Viridiplantae; Streptophyta; Magnoliopsida; Fabales; Fabaceae.
AUGGCAAUUUCUUCUGGUAGAAUACUCCUUGAUGAACUCAUACUGGAAAUUCUGUCAUGGCUUCCUGUGACGAGUCUCAUGCGAUUCAGGUGCGUUUCAAAGACAUGGAAAUUUCUUAUAUCCGAUCCUUACUUGGUGAAAUUGCACCUUGAAAGGUCUUUCAGAAACCCACAAAUCCUCUUACUGACGACACAGAAAUUCAAGAGUCAAUGUUUCUCUGCUCGUUUAUGCUAUCUACCUUGUUUAAUCCAAAAGCCUGCACGCUCUUCUUGUGGUCGUAUCUUGCGAUGCCCCAAACCCUAUAAAUAUUUAUUGGGUUCUUGCAAUGGUUUGCUUUCUCUACAUCACUCUCUUUCCACAAAGGAGUAUGUAGAGCACUGGGUCUGCUUUUGGAACCCUGCCACCAAAAUUUGCUCCAAACCUUCACCAAGACUGCGUCUCGGCACUGAUGUUCGCCAUGAUAUGAAUUUUGGGUUUGGGUACGAUGAUAGGAGGGAAGUUACAAGUAAUGGAUACUCUCUGAAUGGCACUGUUAACUGGAUAGGAGCUUCUUUGGGAGAAUCGAGAACUAAGAAGCUACAAAUAUUUUCCUAUGAUCUAAAUAACGAUACUUUCAGAUGUUUGUCGGUGCCUGAAUUCGUCCCCAUAGAUUUUGCUUUUCUUUCUAUGGGAGUUUUCAAUGGUUGUCUUUGUGUUUCUUUAGAGAAAGGGAAGACAGUCUUUGUUGUAUUGGCAUUGAAGGACGUUCGAGACGAAAGAUCUUGGAGUCGAUUGGUGAGUGUAAGUUAUGAAACUCUGAAUAUCUCUCCUUAUUACUAUAAGGUGCGGAAUUUGUGCAUGUGGGGUGAUCUUCUGUUUGUCGCAUAUUCAAAUGGGGGUGCUUCCAAUAUCAUUAUCUCUAAUUUGAAGGAGAAUAAAGUAGAACGUACUCAAACUUACUACAAGAAAUUUCUCUAUUACAUCUUCUCGUGUCACUAUGUUCCAAGCUUGAUUUUGCCUAUUUGA